ACAAAAUAAUGUACAAAUACAAAAAUAUUCUUGUCCUCGUAUCUCGCUCGUGAUGAUUAAAAAUAUUGUUGAAUGUGAAAAUUAAAAUAGUGAUACUAUUAUUUUUCAAAAUUCACUGCGAUUAAUUUGUGAUAAAAAUAAUUUUGAAACAUGGUUAAUGUAGACGUUGAAUUUUGGUUAGUAGCAUAUAAAUAAUUAUUUAACCUUAAGAGUAAAAAUACCGGUACCUUCAACAGCAUGUACAACUUACCAUCUGCUAAUUUUUGCGGCACUUGUGGACAUAUUAAUAACUUUAAUGAUAUGAAAGAAGUUGUCUUGGAAAGGGUCCCCGAAGCAAAAGUUUCUGGUAGAGAAGGAAGACAAGGCUCCUUUGAGGUUGAAGUGAAUAAAAUACAAAUCUAUUCAAAGUUGAAAACGAUGGCGUUUCCUGACUUUGAUGAAGUUGCUGAUAUUGUUGAAGAUGUGGCCAAUGGCGGAAAAGUCAGACAAGCUAUCAGACAGCAGCCAAUAUCUUGUUGUAUCCAGUAAAUUCAUCAUUAUAAUUUGUUUUUACAAUAUUCAAUUCAUAUGGUGCUCCAUUGGUGGUGUGGAAUCUCACCUUAAAAUUUGAAUUUAAUAAAAAAUCGACUAAAUUUGAAUCAGUA
Nilaparvata lugens (brown planthopper) is the source of this 644-nucleotide messenger RNA. Its product is annotated as migration and invasion enhancer 1-like. The record is from RefSeq and is a predicted model, not a curated record. Lineage: Eukaryota; Metazoa; Arthropoda; Insecta; Hemiptera; Delphacidae. The transcript has 3 exons. The coding region runs from base 238 to 528 and encodes 96 amino acids.